Messenger RNA from Hydractinia symbiolongicarpus, 1172 nucleotides. RefSeq names its product sideroflexin-1-like. NCBI's taxonomy places the organism in Eukaryota, Metazoa, Cnidaria, Hydrozoa, Anthoathecata, Hydractiniidae. Gene Ontology annotation, molecular function: monoatomic ion transmembrane transporter activity. The transcript has 11 exons. Gene Ontology annotation, cellular component: mitochondrial inner membrane. The coding region runs from base 47 to 1024 and encodes 325 amino acids. Gene Ontology annotation, biological process: serine import into mitochondrion; monoatomic ion transport. The record is from RefSeq and is a predicted model, not a curated record.
UAAUAACAUCUACCUAAUAUUUCCAGAAUAAAAGACUUAUUUUGAUAUGACAGAAGCUCCAAAGGAUUCAAAUGGUCGUUUAGUAAUAGACAGCCCCAGAUGGUUACAAGACACAUUCACUGGUCGAGCAAAACAUUUUUUUAAUGUCACUGACCCACGAAAUCUUUUUGCUAAUGAUGCAACUUUAGAAGCCGCAAAAACAUUAGUUGAGAAAUACAGACUUGGUGUUGAACCAGCUGGCACUUCAGAUGAAGAAGUAUGGAAUGCCAAGAAAAUAUAUUCCUCUGCAUUUCAUCCAGACACUGGUGAAAAGCAACUUCUGAUUGGUAGAAUGUCAGCACAAGUACCAAUGAAUAUGACAAUUACAGGUGCUAUGAUGACAUUUUAUAAAACAACACCUGCUGUAAUAUUUUGGCAGUGGGUUAAUCAGUCUUUCAAUGCUGUUGUAAAUUACACUAACAGAAGUGGUGACCAACCUAUCUCUACAAAGAUGUUGUCGCAGGCGUAUGUAUCAGCCACAGGUGCUGCAUUAAUAGUUGCUUUAGGUUUAAAUUCCAUGGUGAAAUCGUUGCCACCACUUGUAGGAAGAUAUGUCCCCUUUGCUGCUGUCGCUGCUGCUAACUGUGUCAACAUACCUCUUAUGCGACAAAGAGAAUUGUUGCAUGGUAUACCUGUGUUCGAUGACAAUGGAAAUAGACUUGGUGAAUCAAAGGUAGCUGCUCGCCAUGCUGUGGUGAUGACUGUCUUUUCAAGAAUUGUGAUGGCCUCACCUGGAAUGGCUAUUCCUCCAAUCAUAAUGAAUAAUUUAGAAAAAAAGUCUUUCAUGAAACGUAUGCCAUGGCUAGCAGGUCCACUUCAAAUUGGAAUGGUUGGAUUUAUCCUGGUGUUUGCCACGCCUCUAUGUUGUGCGAUAUUUCCGCAAAUAAGUUCCAUAGCAACAUCGAAACUCGAACCAGAAUUACAAGAUGCCGUGCGCAAAAAAAGAGACGAUCUACAUAGUGUAUAUUUUAAUAAGGGUUUGUAAUGUUAUUUUAUACAUACAUUACGAAAAUAUAGUUCUUUGAAUUUUGUAACACCACCUAGAUUUUUUAUUAAAAUUUCAUCUGGUUAUUUAUUUGAAUUGAUGGAAUUUUUUAGAUGAUUUUUAAUUCAAACAUGUUUUUAAAAUUAAA